This is a messenger RNA of Dictyostelium purpureum, 702 nucleotides long. RefSeq lists its product as uncharacterized. Bases 1 to 702 code for a protein of 233 amino acids. The transcript is spliced from 2 exons. The record is from RefSeq and is a predicted model, not a curated record. Lineage: Eukaryota; Evosea; Eumycetozoa; Dictyosteliales; Dictyosteliaceae.
AUGAGUAUAACAAAACAAAGCAAAUAUGUUGGUAAUUUGGUCAAGCAUUUUAAAUCAAAUAGAAAUAUAAAAUUGGGUACCCGAAUGGAGCAGUAUAUGAGAUCACAAUUUACAUUCCUGGGCAUUCAAUCACCACAAAGAAAAGAUUUAUUAAAAUCUUUUAUAGCAGAUCAUGGGAGACCAAGCAACGAUCAAGAAAUAAUGGAAAUAUAUAAACAAAAAGAAAGAGAAUUUAAAUAUGUUGCAAUUGAAUUAGCAGCACACCAAAUAAAGAAAACUAGUGAUGAGAAUAGAAUUAAAGUUUAUGAAGAGAUGGCAUCGAUCGAACCUUUCUGGGAUACCAUUGAUAUAAUCGGUUCAAAAUUAGUUGGAGGUCAUUUCAAACUGUUUCCAGAUCAAAUUAAAGAAUAUACCACUGAUAAAUGGGCCAAUAGUGACUGUUUUUGGAAAAAAAGAAUAUGUAUUAUAUUUCAACUUACCUAUAAAAAAGAAGUCGAUAUAGAUCUAUUGUUUUCGUUCAUAGAACCCAAUAUAUACGAAAAAGAAUUCUUUUUACAAAAAGCUUGUGCCUGGGCUUUAAGAUCUCUCUCAAAGACUCAUCAUAAUGUGGUAUUUGACUAUAUGCAAUCCCAUCAAGAUGUUUCAAAUAUGGUUAAAAGAGAAGCAAGUAAAUAUUUACAUAAAAAGAAAAUUAAAGAUUAA